GGCUGUUUAGAGAGACUCCCUUAGCCGUACACCCUGCAGCACACUGAAUUGUGAAUCCAAACAGCUGGAGCAGCAGCAGAUAGUCAGUGACUGGGAAAAGGGAGGGAGGUGGGGGAGAGAUAAAGAGUAAGGGAGCAGAACGCAAGAGAGCGAGGGAGGGAGAGAGAGAGAGAGAGAGAGAGAGAGAGAGAGAGAUGAAAAGCAUGCCAAGCGAAAGAGAGGAGCUCAUACUGAAGGAGGCAGAGGCAACAGCUACAGCAACAGCACGCUCCUUCCCCAUCCUCCCUCUCCUUUCUCAUAAUCCCACAGCUACGCCGGGGGAGAUCGAGGGUGCCCUGACCCGCUGAGGAAAACUGUCUGAAGAGGAAGGAAAAUCUCACAUGAGUCCCCCCCUCCUAUGAAUGCCUGGAUAAUUUUUUGGGGACAAUAACCAACAAGGAGUGAAAGGAGGUGUGUACACACGAGCCUGUCGGCGGGAGGGAGGGAGGGAGAAGGAGAGAAAAGAGGGGGAUGAGUGGCAGGUUUGGCACAGCUGCUGAUGCCAGGGUCUCAGAUUGAGACAGAGACAGACUGAGGGGGACCUGAGGAGUGGAGAGCUGGCACGUGUGGAGCAGGGUCUGCAACUUGUGGGCAAAGAGGAGAGGAAAAUAGAUUCACAUACGGACACAGCUGGACAGAUGAGGAGGCAUCAGGGACCACACUUCAGUCCUGGGUGUAUGGUGAACUGACCCUGCCUGCGACAGGCGAGGAGUCAGAGGACCAGGGCCAUGAUUGGCUCUCCUGGCCCUGGUGGGCUUGCCUUAGUGCCAUGGCCGAGGGUGUGGCGAUGGGUCCUGGGUGCUUUUCUGGUUGCAAUAAUAACCCUGACGCUGCCAGGAAGUAGCCAGGCCUGUCCGCCACGGUGCGAGUGCUCGGCUCAGCUGAGGUCAGUGUCGUGCCAGCGUCGGCGGCUCACCAACAUCCCAGAGGGGAUCCCCACGGAGACACAACUUCUGGACCUCAGCAAGAACCGGCUCCGCUGGGUGCAAGCUGGUGACCUGGCACCGUACCCACGGCUUGAGGAAGUGGACCUCAGUGAGAACCUCAUCGCCACAUUAGAGCCGAAUGCCUUCGCCACCCUCCAGAGUCUUAAAGUGCUGAAGUUAAGGGGGAACCAGCUGAAGUUAGUGCCCAUGGGGGCCUUCGCCAAGCUGGGCAAUCUGACCAGCCUUGACCUGAGCGAGAACAAGAUGGUGAUUUUAUUGGACUAUACCUUCCAGGAUCUGAGGAGUCUGAAACAUCUGGAGGUGGGAGACAACGACCUGGUUUAUAUAUCCCACAAGGCAUUCUCAGGGCUGCUGGGGCUUGAAGAUCUCACAAUAGAGCGCUGCAACCUGACAUCCAUCUCUGGCCAGACGCUGUCUUACCUUCGCAGCCUGGUCACCCUUCGCCUCCGGCACCUCAGCAUUAUUGCCCUGGAGGACCAAAACUUCCGCAAGCUCUUCAACCUGCGGGGUCUGGACAUUGAUCACUGGCCAUACUUGGAGUACAUCUCCCCUCUUAGUUUCCAGGGUCUGGACCUCCACUGGCUCUCCAUCACCAACACCAACAUCACCUCUGUCCCUUCAGCUUCCUUCAAGAACCUGGUGCACCUCACCCACCUCAACCUGUCCUACAAUCCCAUCACCACACUAGAGCCCUGGGCCUUCAGGGACCUGCUGAGGCUGAAGGAGCUCAUCAUGGUAAGCACAGGGUUGAUGACAGUGGAGCUCCAUGCCCUUGGAGGCCUCCGACAGAUCCGGGUCCUCAACUUCUCCUCCAACGACCUGCAGACUCUGGAAGAGGGCUCCUUCCACUCUGUCAACAGUCUGGAGACCCUCAGAGUGGAUGGGAACCCCCUGAUGUGUGACUGCCGUCUGUUGUGGAUCCUGCAAAGACGCAAGACCCUCAACUUUGACGGCAGAGUGCCGGUGUGUGCGGGGCCGGUGGAGGUGCAAGGGGUCAGCCUCAGCGCCUUCACCGAUUCUGCACUCUUCGAUCACUUUACAUGCCAGAAACCUAAGAUACGCAACCGUAAGCUGCAGCAGGUGGUCGCUCGUGAGGGCCAGCCAGUGAGUUUUCUGUGUCGAGCUGAAGGAGAACCUGUACCUGCUAUUGUCUGGAUUUCCCCACAGCGCAGAAGGAUCACAGCUAAGAGUUCAGGGCGCAUUACUGUUCUCCCUAGUGGCACCCUGGAGAUCCGCUACGCCCAGCUUACUGACAGCGGUACAUACAUCUGCAUUGCCAGUAACGCCGGAGGCAAUGAUACCUACUUCGCCACGCUCACAGUGCGUGGCCAGCCGCUAGAUGCCGCCUCAGCCUUCUUUCUCAACCGCUCGCUGUACAGCGGUGACUUCUUCAACGACACAAAUCUGAACAGCACGCGUGUUUUCCUCAAGUUCACCUUGGACCUGACCACCAUCUUGGUCUCCACGGCAAUGGGUUGCAUCACCUUCCUGGGGGUGGUCCUCUUCUGUUUCCUGUUGUUGUUCGUGUGGAGCCGGGGACGCGGCCAACGCAAGAACAACUUCACAGUGGAGUACUCUUUCCGGAAAUCUGAACCCGCCACUGGAGGCUCUUCGGGAGGGACCAGGAAGUUCAACAUGAAGAUGAUAUGAAACAACGCAGCCAGGGGUCCCUCGGGGGAGGCAUGAGCACGUCCCAAAAAACGUGUUUGACACACGCAAACACACACAGCCACUAACUCGCAAAGAAGUUUGAAAGCACAAUAUAAGUUCCUGUCUAUGGCUCUAUUUAAAAUUGAGCGCCCACAUCAAAACUUGAGCCAUGACUUGAUUUGGUUUGACCCUGAUCUCUCUGUCUCUCAGUGGUUUUAUUCAGCUUUUGGUGAAAAGCAUGUUUGAAGGAUACUGUAAGGAUCAGUAUUGAUAGAUUUGAAAGAGCUACUGGUCAUUCAUGCUUAGAGUUAAGAAUUAUAGUAGAUAAGUUUUGGAAAUUGGCAUGAUUAUUGAGCUGUGGAAUACUGGUAGUCCAGUCUCUUGGUCACAUUAAUGAGAAAAUUAAAUACAUUUGCUUUUCCAUUUAGAUUUCCCUUCACUGUAUUCUGUGCAUUCAGGGAUUUUAAAAUAUAUGUAUUACAGGGAGACCUGAACAUCCAUUUAUAGAAUUUGUAGCUAUGCUCUUCUAAAGUCUGCCUUGUUAAGAAUCAUGCAUGUAGAAAUGCACUUGAUAGUUAAGUUGUAAGUUCAUACCACUGAAUAAAACAUUGCUUUAAAAGACAGUUUGAAUAUGUUUUUCUAUAGAACAUAUUACAGCCACCUUUAUAUAUUCUAACCACAGCAAUGAGGAGGUCAAAAACACCAUUAACAUUAUCAUAUUUGUUUUAACGAGAUAAAGCUUAAUGCAUGUAACGUAUGGUCUGAUAAUAAUAUCUAAUAAGGAACGAUGGAUUUGGAUCGUUCACAUAAAUAUCACAUAGACAAAAGAAACACAAUUUGGCCUUUUCUUCUUUGUGAGAUGUUGCAACAACGUUAGCUGUGUGAGUUUGGGACGAGCGCACUGACCGAGAGCUGCUGUGGCUGCCCGUGGCCCGGAGGGUUUGGUUAGGAAGUCAAGCCCACCUGACACGGGCCGUCGCAGUAACCAUAGCAACCAACACAAGAGAGAGCAAGUGGGGACUGAGGCUGGUGGCCACAGGAGGGUUGCUGGGUAGAAGGGGAUGAUGGGGGAAAAAAGAAGUCAAUGUGACCUCUUCUUCCUGCUCCAUUUAUGCUCUUUCAUCAACAGGAGAGGGUCAACCUGCCGGCCUCCACCCUCCGUCCCUGCCCUCUGCUGUGUUAGUGGACGCCUGACCUUCCCAGCGCUGCCAGGGGGGAGCAGCCUGGAGAGUUGGGUCACACUCAGAGGCAGACAGAGGACACACAGUGACGAUGUAGGGGUCUUCACAUAAACAUAAACACACACACUCAUCCUAGUAGUGGAAAGCACACAUUGCAACACAUGUAUGGCACCUUUUCUCAGGAAAAGUGAAAUAACUACCCUGCAGAGCGAGUGAACCACACAUACUCUGUUCAAAUAUAACAUUCCAGCAAUACUGUAUGUAGAGCCAUAAAGCCAAAAUUCAUUCUCUCUGAGAGAACUGAUGUAAAUUUGUGAGUGAAGAAACAAAGCCAUAGUUUGUGUAGGUUGUUUUUUAUACAGUAACGUGCAUUAUUCAGUUAUAUAAUAACAAUUAUUGCUACUGCCAUCUUACAAGCUGUUGUGAUGAUCACAAGACCAUCUGCUGUCGCUGGGCUUGCAUAAAGUUGCACCCCAUAACAUACACAUAUACACACACUCACACACACACACACACAAGAGAUUAAACCACAUCAAGGUUAUUGAAUUGAUAGGAACAACAAUCACAGUUACACAUGAAUAAACAUACAAAUUGAUAAUGCAGUGUGACGCUCACUGCCCUUUCUCUGUCUCUGAGAUGGUCAGUGUGCGAAUGUCUCUGCCCCCCUAGCCCAGUGCAUCCCCCCUCCUCACCCCCACCCCCCCACACACACCCCCACUGGGUCCUCCUUUGGGAGGGGUCCCUGGCUGGAGAUCGAGGAUUCAAAUGUAAAUGAAGUCGUGUUAACCCUACCCACACCAUGUGCAUCGUAUAGUGGAGAGUAGUACUGUGGUUUUCUUAACGAAAAAAAACAACAAAAAACUUUCUUUGAAGUGUUCCGUUGCUUCUUGUUUGUCCUCCAUAUUAAUUUCUUCAGUUGUUGUUCUCCGUGACCUUUUGGCUGUUUACCGUUUUAACGUUCCUCGUCCUCCAUGUGGGGCCGCUCUGUUCUCAACACUUAAUAACAUUCCCAUUCACUAGACAGUGCGUGAGCCUGUUCACAUCUCAGUGCUUAUCAACUGAAACCAGGAAGGGUAAUAUUUUGAAGAUAAGAGACAUAAUCUAAAGCUGUGGUUCCUAAUCUAGUGUCACAAGUUGAAUUGGCGGUGUCAUAAGAUAGUUAACAGGAUAACAAAGAGGGGCUGCACAAAAUUAUUCUAUACUAAAUUUAACUUAACAUAGCCUUUGGUUAAAGUUGAAAGUGUAUUUACAUUAAAUUAAAAUUGGUUGCUCCACACAAACUAGUUCUUAUGUCAGAGAUUAGUUGUUAAUAUUUACAGACAGUAACAGCCAGGUGUAACUCUAACUGAACCAGUGGACAGGGAAGGCUAAAAAAGGUAAUUUUAUAUGGUUGACAUCUGACCUGACACUUGAUCAAAAUGCUAUUUAAUAAAAAACCGAGGAAUAUUUUACCCAAUAUCCCUCAAAUUUACAAAACAUAAUGCUAGUAAUAUUUAGAUAUUUCCCAGUCAUUCUAUACUGCAUAACAAAGUCAUACCGGCCUUUACAGGACUGACAGUUAAGUUUAGUAUAUCAUUUGGAGACCAAUUGUAAAAGCCACUUUACAGCUUAUGAUGCUACAGUGACCUUUUCUUUCUUUUUUUGGUAUUUUAUUGCCUUUUAAUUAAUAGUGACAGCUAAAGAGUGACAGAAGAGUGGAGAAGAGCAAAAGGGGGAUGUCUCAGUCAAACCCUGGGCCGCUGCACCUAGGAUUUAGCCUUUGUACAAAACUGUAACAGCCCAUGAUGCUACAGUCACUUUCUGUUUACAUAGCUGAUUAUUGUACUGUGUCACAGAUAUUUAUUGGGACAUUACAAUAAUAUAACACAUUACUAAAGUCUGAGACAUUUAAAAUUUUUAUAGAAACAUGAUUUACUAAAUCACUAGUUUGAAACUAGCUAGAAGCCUAGUUAUUAAAAACCUAUAGACUUUACACAAACAUCUAGUGAUGGAUUUAUAGGCCUAGUGUAUUUCUAAUAGGCUGCUAUUCAACUCAUUGACGUGUGCAAUCAUGAGAGGUUUCAAGUACACCUUGCUUCAUUUUAUGGGUUCAUAAUGUAAGUUGGGAAUCACUGAUUUAAAGCACACCAACAAAGAGAAGUUUAUGGUUUGGAAAUAAUUUGCCCCAGGUAAGAAAGAACCUCAGACUCUCAAAACUUGCAAAAUAAAUCCUGCAAACUCAAUUUUUGUCCCUUGUGAGGAAUGAUGAAACUGCGGCUUCUGUGUCAGGAUGAAUAACUGAACAGCUGUUAAAGAUUCAUGAGGCUGAAUGAGAAUAGACGAACAAAUUGGCCUGGUUUUUUACACUGCCCUUAACAGUGUCAGUGGCCAUUUUUGUGUUGAGAACAGGACGAUGCCUUCAUGGACGUCUCCUUUCCCUGAGCCGACCCUUCUGUUUUUCCAUUCCCCCGUAUUUCUCAGUGAAAACUAGGUUUAGAAGACAUUGAGAAUGUCCGUAGUGAUUGUCGAUGGUGUUAUCGUGUAAACAUCAAUCACAAAUGUAAGCGUAGAUGAGGGUGUAUUUCAUUUUAUCUUCCUCCCCUUCUCCCCUUCUUCACCUGUCCUCCCCCCUCUUCCUGUUCCCUGUCUUCUUAACAUUUCCACCCCUCGUUGUCCCUGUUCACAGUAUUAGGCUGGAAUAUGGUUGUGUGGUAGUAGACACGUGUAAUGUGCGGUCGGUGAGUUAGUGUUGUCGUGUUAUGAUUUGUUGCUCCUCGUGAUGCCAUCGAAAAAACGGAGCGGUGAUUGGAUCAGUCGAGACAAAAGAUGAAAGGGGUGACCCAGGUUCCCUUAAAAAAAACACACAAAAAAACAUUAGUUCCCAUUUCACGCCCUACUCAUUCCUAAAGAACCAUUUCUGGAACUUUCCCUCUCUGCACAGUGCCACUCUGGGAUCUUUCUCUGGAUAUGAAAACCCAUGGACUGUACUGUAUGUAUUUUCUUUGAUGAUAUCUGUCACACUUUAACUUAGAAAUGUAGAAGGGGGGGGUUGGGUUGUUGUAAUACCGUGACCAUGAGCCUACACUCACUUUCUGCCUACUGUGGUACACUGAGUCAUUUGGAAAAGGUGUAGCAUUAAAGCAGUCCGUUCACUGAAAGCUGACAUUUUCAAGUUGGUCAGGGUUGAAAAUUAGCGCUUGUAUCUAUUCAAACCUUGUGAGUCCUUGAAACUUGUUUUGCCUCAAGCUAAAUACACUUUGAAAAAAAUCUUUCCUUUCCCCUCCAAAUUUUAUCCCAUCAUCAAAAGCUUUAGAAAUACAUUCAACAUUUUAACUCCUAGAGCUGACCCUUUCUCUAUAAAAAGAGGUACCAGAACACACAGCCAAGCCGUUGCCUCAGUCUGGCUGACAGACUUGUCAGGGUUUAGAUACCAGUGGAGCUGAGCUUGAUUCAUCUCCUCUGCCGUAAUACUUGAGAAAGUAGGCUGAGCGAUCCCCCGCUCCCUCCUCCGGUUCGUCCUUGCCUGGGGUUGGUGUACUGUAGUCUAGACGCCCCAUUUACAACAAGCAGCAGCAACCACACUAUUAGGAUACCUUCCACUGGGGAACUCUUCAAAGACGCAGACCAAAAUAAGACAAACCCUGAGACACCAAUAAUCAUGGCGUCAUCACCAGCCAAGCCUGAACUGCUCUUCUGUUUCUGUUCUAGUUCUCAGUUAAAGGAGGCUUUGCUUUCAGUCCUCUUAGCUGUUAUCUCACUGUUUGGCCAGCAAAGACCAAUUUCAGUCUUACCUUUAGGACUGCAUUUCUAAAACCUUGGGUUCGUGUUAUUUCUGACUCCAUAUUAGCUCUAAAUGAAUCCAUCUCCUACUCUAGAUCCUGCAGCUGCUGUUGUGAUUGGAUUAGACUUGAGUUGAGAGGAGCAGUAAUGGGAUGACGGCAAAGCGAGCUCGGCUGAUUGGGUGAUUACUUGGCUUAUUAGUCACAUUUCCAUAACAGGCCUCUCAGAAGUGUGUGUUAUGCUCAUACCAUUUGAGUUAUAUUACCUUUUUGCAUAUCUGCUGGUUAUGGUGGCUUUCUCUGAUUGGACAAAGAGAUGGUAAUGCAAAGCAGUCACUGUUAACUGAUAUUCAGGCAUAAUUGGACAUUAAGCAGAGCACUGUUGAAGUAUUGUUUAAAGCACCUUGGACAGACAAUUGCUUCAUCUUAACCUUGACCAAACAAUUGCAAGUGCCCCCCUUUCUAUGUGACAAUACUGACCCCAAGUGGUCACCGUGGGUAAUAGCAACAAAUGGGACCAUACUGCUGAUGCUGAUGUGCCAGUAUUGUAUGUGGUGGGAAAAUAAAUAAAUAACAGCUUUGGGUCUCAUACAGUAAAACACUGAAGAGAGCAAAUUGACUGUUAGCUUCAUAAGUCAGUGCCUCACUGAUUUUCUUAUAGCCAUAGGGUGACCUCCUCUCCACUUUAGGUGUCUGGGGCGUUGUUCGAGUUAUCAGGAGAGGCCUCGACCCGAUCUGGCCUAAGUUGCUGGGACUCAGUCUGUAGAUUUGAUGAAUACUUUCUGAUGCCCCCUCCAGUCUCACCACCAUCACAACAAACAAUAACAAACCUUAAUAAAAAUGUUACAGCAUAAUUCUUUCUCUGCAUAUGAGAAACAGUUCCUCUCUAGAGAACAAAACUUUCUUUCUUGUGGUCUUAGCAGGUUUAAUCUAUGCAUGCCUUUUGUAUACAGUGAUUGGUCUUGCCAAACUCUCACCUACACUUGUAUGGAGAGCUAUGGGUGCCAUUGUUGCUGGCCAUGGGACUGGUUGACACAAACUUACUGUAAGAGCAAGUGAGACCAUAAAAGGGUUUUUAAAUGGGUACAAAUCAAAGCCAGGGGCAAACAAUCACCUGCUCCAGUAUUCCUGAAUAUUUAAAAGGAGUGUGUAUCUUACAAAAGAAGCAUUUGUUUACUUUGGAUGAUUGUACUUUUACACAUAUCUAUCCAAACAUAGAGGAUCUGCUCAGAUGUGUAAGCUGUAGAUAAAAUGAUUGAUAUUCCAAGCAGGUUGGUGGGACUGAUCAAUGCUGUAUGGGGAUAAGAUUAUUAAUGGCAUACUUUCAUUGAUCUAUCUUGAACCUUGUCACUCUCCCACAAUCCCUCUGGAGUAGGAGGAGGCGUACAGAGCUCUUACAGACCUGGUUGGCACUCAUUCCUAGGUUUCCACAUUACAAGAUGAUUUUACUUUUCCUCUUUUAAGAACGAGAUGGUGCCAGAUUUCGACAGUCUUUUUCAAGGUCUGAGCCGAUGUAACGCUCUCUUACUUCUCCUACUCUUCAGAGGAAGCUGUUGUUGGUAUAGCUCUGUAUUUGUUGGAGCCCUCUAAUGGAAAAUAUUGAAAUUUAUGUCUCAAAAUUGGCUUAUUCCUAUUCUCUCUCCUCUCUCUUUCGCUCUCUUUUCUCUCUCUGUCUUGUCUCUCUGUCUCUCUAUCAACCUGGCACCGACCUCGUAAAGCAUUUCAGAACAUUUUUCCUUGAUCACUCUUUAGUUUUUGUGCUAAUGCAUUUGGUUCCUCGUUGACACGGUCCUUACGGCCUUCUGAAACCUAGGAAUGGGUGCUGAGCGCUCCAAUUAAAUACAGAGCUAACAUGAAGACAAGUUUUUCAGCUUGUCAGACGGAGUGGUGUGAACUGAUCAAUCAUUAAAGCACAUAACAGGCUCAUAAUAGAGACUGUUAUACAGUAAGUACCAAGUUCGGACUCAAGAACAUCUGACUGUACCUGAAUUAUAAAAUGUAUAUUUUGCACAGUGAUUUGUGGAUCCUUGGAUGUGAAGAACAGAAACUGUACAUAUUAGAACUAUUAGCCAUAUCGUGUCAUAUAAUCUGUAGACCUCCUUGCCAUGUCUGACAGAGGACAAUGACUGUUGAACUGUAAAUAGUGUAGUUAUAGUAAUAUAGGAUUUAACUGCUGCUUCUUUUCUCCAGGGUUCACCCAUGUUUUGCUCAGUCCCAUGGCUGCUUGGUCUCAAAGGGAAGGAUGAGAUAAUAAUGUACUUGUCUAUAAAACACAUAUGAGUUCUUUUUUUAUUUCAAUGUAUGUUUUAUAUACUGUCUGUCUUGUAAAUGAACUCCUUUUCGUCAUAAAAGCAUGAUGUGACUCUGUCAAA
Messenger RNA from Dicentrarchus labrax (European seabass), 9947 nucleotides. RefSeq names its product leucine-rich repeat and immunoglobulin-like domain-containing nogo receptor-interacting protein 3. Lineage: Eukaryota; Metazoa; Chordata; Actinopteri; Moronidae. Gene Ontology annotation, molecular function: protein binding. Bases 768 to 2636 code for a protein of 622 amino acids. The record is from RefSeq and is a predicted model, not a curated record. The transcript has 4 exons.